UUCCGCCCUUACUCGCGGCUGCGAACAUGGCGAGCUAGCAAAGCGGCUAGCUGAAAGUCGUUGUGUUUGUCACUCAAUCAUGGGGGCAUUUAGCUUCUGUUUUAUGGCUUAAGUACACUAUCGCCUGUGACCCUCGAUAACUCAUUUGUACUUGCAAGGUGGUGGGCGCCUUACGGUUUUCCUCUUUAUAAGGUAAAAGGAACACAUCGUCACCAUGGGGAGACGUUCAACCUCCUCCACCAAGAGUGGGAAGUUCAUGAACCCCACAGAUCAGGCCAGAAAAGAAGCCAGGAAAAGGGAGUUGAAAAAGAAUAAAAAGCAGAGAAUGAUGGUGCGAGCCGCAGUUCUGAAGAUGAAAGACCCCAGGCAGAUCAUCCGAGAUAUGGAGAAAUUGGAUGAAAUGGAGUUCAACCCGGUCCAGCAGCCCUUGUUGAAUGAGAAGGUGCUGAGGGAUAAGAGGAAGAAACUACGGGAGACGUUUGAACGCAUUGUUCGUCUGUACGAGAGAGAGAAUCCGGAAACCUACAAGGAUCUGCGCAAACUUGAAUUGGAAUAUGAGACAAAACGGGGCCAGCUGGCGCUCUAUUUCGAUUCGGUCAAGAAUGCGGAAUCUGUCGAGGUCGAUAGUAUUCCUUUGCCAGAUAUGCCUCACGCACCCUCAAAUAUCCACAUCCAGGACAUCCCUCUACCAGGAGCUCAGCCUCCUUCCAUACUGAAGAAAGGCUCCGUUUUUGGGAGAGGACCUCUACCUGUCCCGUAUUUGGCAGCAUUACCACCUGUCCCACGGUUACCUCCAGGGAAGAAACCUCCUGGACCACCGCCUGGUCCCCCACCACCGCAAGUCUUGGCACUGUAUGGUAUUCCUUCACGACGGCCCUGGGGCACAGAAAUGGAACCUUCAAUUCCUGGUUUGGACAAGACGGCAACGGAGUUCGGAAGAGAUCAGGACAGCGGCAGCGAGAGCGACCGAGACCGAGACGAGCUGGAUGAGGACGACAGCGACUCUGAGGAGGACAGUGAUGAAGAGCGGGAUGAAGACGGUGACCCAAAGAGAGGAGGUGAAAGAGAUGAGGACAGAGGUGAAAGGCAGGCUGGCCGCAGCGUACGUUUCGCAGACAUGCCCUCAGACGCAGGCGGUGAUGGAAAGAAAAAGAAAAAGAGGUUGGUGAAGAAGACAAAGGCCAUUACACCUCUGCAGGCCAUGAUGUUAAGGAUGGCAGGUCAGUCCAUUCCUGACGAUGAGGAGGAAGAAGAGGUCGAGGAAGAGUACACAGACGACUCGGACGGUUCAGACGUCGAAGACAAGGGGCCACCAGGGGACCAGUCUCUCGGUCAGCGUCUCCCAGCCGCAAGCGGCCCGGCUGGACAGCAGGGUCCCCCGCCCUUGCAAGGUCCACCGAUGACUGGGCCUCCACCGAUGGGUCCUCCACCGGCUCCACCGAUGAGGCCUCCGGGUCCGCCUUCCGGUCCACCUCCUGGUCCUCCGCCAGGAGCUCCUCCGUUCUUGAGGCCUCCAGUUUUACCUGGCAUGCGAGGUCCAAUACCUCGUCUUCUACCCCCUGGACCUCCACCAGGCCGUCCCCCUGGUCCACCACCCGGUCCCCCUCCUGGCCUUCCACCAGGCCCCCCACCACGUGGACCCCCACCCAGACUCCCACCCCCAGGACCUCCUGGUAUCCCUCCACCACCCCCAAGAGCAGGAGGGCCCGCCCGUCCCAUGGGGCCCCCUCAUGCCCUCUUUCCCCCACCUCUCAGCAACAACGUUCUUAGCGCUCCUCCCAGCAUUGUCCAACGGCAAAAAGGCCCCGGAUCCGGCCAAGAUGGCUCCCAGAGCAGCAUGCCGCCUCCUUCCAUGUCCAUGCGCUCCAGCGUCAUGCAAAUGCCGCCUCCACCAGGGACCGCCGCUGCUAGUCACCUCCACGCCGCCACCAUUGAAAAAAGAGCAAACAUCACUUCAGUCUCCGGCGCGGGGGCCACCAUCUCCGCCAAACCACAAAUCAUCAAUCCCAAAGCGGAGGUCACGAGGUUCGUGCCCACCGCGUUGAGAGUGCGAAGGGACAAGAGCGGCGCCAUGCCGGGGCCGGCGGUUGGCCCGCUGGAGAAAGGUGGCGGCGGAGGGAGGAGGGGAGAUGACGGCAUGGGAAGCCACGGGUUGAAACAGCACUCGGCUGCCGCCAUGGGCAUGUCUCACCCAGCUCAAAUUGGCGCUGCGCCUCAGCCCAGUAUGAAGACCAAGGACCAGGUGUAUGAAGCCUUUAUGAGGGAGAUGGAGGGGCUCCUCUGAGAACUGAAACUACGUUUUUGUCAAUUUUGGUAGUAUUGUCCAAUGCCUUCCUAGAUCCAUUUGUCUUUAGGACACCAGAAAAGCUAAAAUGGGCUCAACAAUUUGUUUUCAUUUAAUCUGGAAUAUACUAUACUCUAGUAGAACAAAUUGAAUCUGUCCAAUAUAUAAAUAUUAUAUUGUCUGAGACAUUGGUUGAGUUUUUUUCUCAAUACUUUUUUCACCCAUUGUAUUUGUUGAGUAUGAUUUGUCCGAUAGAAAUGAAAAAACUCAUGUUUUUUUUAAGCUUUGUCCGUUUGAUCUGCAUCAUAAUAAACAUGUCAAGACCUCA
Molecule: messenger RNA, 2612 nt
Organism: Doryrhamphus excisus (bluestripe pipefish)
Lineage: Eukaryota; Metazoa; Chordata; Actinopteri; Syngnathiformes; Syngnathidae
Gene: wbp11
Product: WW domain binding protein 11
Biological process (GO): RNA processing
Cellular component (GO): spliceosomal complex
Source: RefSeq, a predicted model, not a curated record